UCGCUUCAACGAUUCAUAUGGCUCAACGAUUCAUAUUGCUACACCAGCAGUCCAGUAAUAAAAGUUCGUGGCCAGAGUCGCCGAAAAUAUUACUUUAAAACAACAAUUGAAGAAUAAUAAGUUUUAAAUGAAAUCUGUUUCAUCAAUCUAAAGAAGCUGCUUGUAAGACCCUAGUUAAUUGCAUAAAAAUUCACAGAUUGUACACUUUAUUUUUCGUUUAAACGCCAGCCUCCCUUCCCCAAGCCACACGCAACCUAUCAUGGCGUCUUCAACACACGUUCGUUCUCUUUUAGCCGUGUGCAUAUUACGAAACAGCUCUGUCACGUUCAGCAGGCUUCCUCAAUGCAAACGUUGUUCAAGUCAUGCAGCGCAAGACAAAGUGAAACCUCCAGGAAUACUAAAGCGAUAUCUGAUUGAUAAGGUGAUAGAUAUGGUGAAUAAGUCUACAACCCAACUAGAAAAAGCAUACCCAACAGUUUUCCAGAUUUACCGCACUUUUAAAACGGGUUUGAGCUCUUUUGUAAGGGAUUCAAGAGAAUAUUACCAGGUUAUUACAGGAUUGUGGUCAGGUCGUAGCCUCACAGAACUCUCUCGCCGCCAGCUUGAAGUACUUAGACAGGUUCCCAGAGAUUUUUUAAAAGUCAUCCCAGUUCUGGUAUUGGCCUUGGUUCCAGGAGGCUCAGUGGCUAUACCUCUUGCGUAUGUUUUUCCACGGUCAUUUUUAUCUUACCACUUUUGGACGGACCACCAACGACAGACAUUCUGGAAACAUGAUCUGAAGCAUCGAUUGCAGCAUCUUCGACCCAUUCUUGAUCACAUGCAGCUGUUGAGUCGCCACAUUGAGGACUGUCAGCUAGAAGAAAAAAUCUUGCAGAUUACCAAAAAGGUUCAGCUUUCAGUGAAUCCUAGCUAUACAGAAGUUCUUGGAGUCAAACCUUUGUUUGAGUCCUACCCAUACAACCUUGAUCGUAUCUCCAUUGCUUAUGUGCGACACCUGGCUAAGUGCAUGAAUAUGCCUCUAAGGCGUUCACGGCUGAAGGCAGAUGCAUUGUUACUUCACUACACAGAUCUGGCUAUGCUUCGUGAAGGCAUCAACAACCUUAGUGACUUUGAGCUUGAACAGGCCUGCUACUGGCGAGGGCUAAACCCUUUUGGACUGCAACGAGAUGAGCAAGUUAUCUAUCUUCAGCACUGGACCACCGUUAGCAAGAUAUUAGAGGAGAAUAGCAUAUCUCUUCUACUCCACCUUCCAGUAAUGUUUGGGUUCUGCCAACCAAGCAACCGGGAGCUGUUUGGGGGCCGGCAUCACUGGUGGCGACAUAGAUCUUCAUUCUGAUAAUUAAAGUCAUCUUGUGUUAUUACAAAAAGUUGUUUCAUCAGUCUUUGAUAAAAGACAGCCAGAUUCACUUUCUUCCCUUUAAACUUUUUUGUGGGAUGAGACCUUAAAAAAUCUAGGUUCCAAUCUUUCUGAAAUAUCUUGUCUAAGAUCCAUAUAUUUACUAAGAGUCUGCUGGCAUCAGCAUGCUGUUCAUUUUUCAUAAAAGUGCAUUACAUUUGUUCUGCUGUGUUCACUAAGGGAUAAUUAUACUUUUCUAUUGAUUUCUACUGAGCAGUCCUAUCAUACAUUCAUUUGCUUGAAAUACUCAUUUUGUACUUGUGAUUAUUCACUGACAAUGAAAUAAUGAGACUUUACUAAUAAUGAGGUGCUUGUCAUCUGUAGAAUGCAGCAUGCUAAGGUCUAUUGCAACCACAUCAAAUGCAAGUUGUAAGAGAGUGAUAAUUUUUGUGAUUCUGUAUUGAGGCCAACUGUACAGUGUGAUUGUUCUUAGAUUUUAUCCACUUCUGUUAAUCCAUAUGACCCACAGUCCUUGUAUUAAAUUUGAGAGACAGAUAUCAUCUUUCUGCCUGAAGCAUGGUGUUACCGGUUGUUAAGUAUUUAUCCUUUUUAUCAAAAACUUUACCAAGGUAUAGUUCCUGUUGUCCCCAUGGAGUUUCUUUUCUUUUCCUCUUGAAGUUUGGGUUAUUUUGAUAGGAAUGAUAUUUACGGGUAGUUUGUAGUGUUUUUUGGUUUUUGUCAGAGAAUGAUGAGCCAAGUUAUUUGGUCUUGCAGGUUUACAUAAUUGCUUAAAACAAAAAUGAACAGGCUUAGCUGAUCUACAAGCAUAGGAGAUCUAUGCAUCUCACUGCUUGCAUUUAGACAUCACCUUUUUCAAAUGUCUUUUAUCAUGUCAUUGAUAAAAUCUACACCUUUUAUUGGCAAAUAGAUUGUGUGACAAGGUGGGCUUUAUUAAGAUUAUCCUGUCCGUUACCUUAACAGAGAGCCACAAGAUUGCUCAUUGUCAGUCAUGUUUGUUCCUGUCUCCACUGUUAUGGAAAUGCUGGGUGGCUAUUACUCAUGCACUUGACAUAUCAAGAAAAAUUGUGUGCAUUUAAUAUGAGUAGUCCUUAACAUAAGGAGAAUUUCAAAGUUGCGGCAUCUUUGAAUCUGUUUAGCUUUAAUUUGUUGGGUGCCAAAACCUGCCUUCAAGAUUGUUGCAAGGUUUUCCUUACUAUUUGUGUGUUGAGGUUUUUUCCAUGUCUUUAAAACUGUAAACAGCGUUCGUCAGUAGAUUAUCUGUAUGCUACUUGACUGAAAUGCAAAGUACUUAUUUGCAAUUUGGUGCCAGAGCAGAUACAGAGGCACUCGAGUACUUCUAUUACUUAAAAAAAAAAAAACCCACACAUUUACCCAAGUGAAAGCAAGUUUGGUAUGCUAUGCUUACAGGACUUCAAGUAAAAUAAGUUUUAUGAACUGCCAUGCCCAGAAAGAGGUCAAAUUGUACCCAGAUAAGUGAAGUGUGGUGCCAUGUUCAUUAUUUGCCAACAAUUCUGAUAUCACAGUUUCGACCUUUUCCUAUACACCCCACUAAUCCUUGAACAUAAAUUGCACAAAUAAUCAUCAUGAGAAUAUGAACAAAAAUGACAUUUGUGCUAUAGGAGGAUACAGCCGGCAACUUUCAUGAUUGUAGCAUGAAGCAUGAAUAUCCUUCAUGGAAAUACUUUUACUGUUCCCUUUAGCUGUGGUCAUUAUUUUGCCAAGAACUGAGAUCUAUAAAGUCAUGUGGUUUAAAUUUGCAUGCAUAUUGGUGCUUGUGACUGUUGCAUGUACUAGAAAAGUGUAAUACUUGUAUCAAUGCUCUUCCUCAAUUCAAACAGCCUUUUUCAUUAAGGAAUAACAAAAGAACAGCUUACUGCCUGAUUUAUUGCACAACAUCAUGUACAUGGGCAAAUUUCUUUAACAACAAUACACUGACAUACACAAACUACUUGAAGAACCAAGUACUAUAAUUGAUCAAAUAAAUCUGAACUGCAGAAUUAAAAAAAAA
Molecule: messenger RNA, 3365 nt
Organism: Pomacea canaliculata
Lineage: Eukaryota; Metazoa; Mollusca; Gastropoda; Architaenioglossa; Ampullariidae
Product: LETM1 domain-containing protein 1-like
Exons: 9
Coding region: 260-1336 (358 amino acids)
Biological process (GO): intracellular monoatomic cation homeostasis
Cellular component (GO): mitochondrial inner membrane
Molecular function (GO): ribosome binding
Source: RefSeq, a predicted model, not a curated record